This is a messenger RNA of Uranotaenia lowii, 3684 nucleotides long. Its product is annotated as visual system homeobox 2-like. Gene Ontology annotation, molecular function: DNA-binding transcription factor activity, RNA polymerase II-specific; sequence-specific double-stranded DNA binding. Gene Ontology annotation, biological process: regulation of transcription by RNA polymerase II. The record is from RefSeq and is a predicted model, not a curated record. The transcript is spliced from 7 exons. The coding region runs from base 559 to 2442 and encodes 627 amino acids. Lineage: Eukaryota; Metazoa; Arthropoda; Insecta; Diptera; Culicidae. Gene Ontology annotation, cellular component: nucleus.
UCGGUCGUCGUAGUCGUUGUUUGUCGCCGCCAACGCUUGCUAAGGAGCUGCGGUGCCGUGAUCAUAACAUACAAAACAGCGGCUGUGAGCUGUCCAGUUUGCAUCGCAGUCAACUUGUGCUUUUGUUUAUUAUCUCGCGUUCGCGUUUCGCGUUGUACGGUUUGGGCUUGACGAUUAUUUCAUGUACGUGAGCGGUCAUGAACAUGAUUAUGAUGACAUUUUAAUUUCAGUAUUAUCGCGAUAUCACACCCGUUCGGAUGGUGUUUGGAUUUACUCCGCCGUGUGUUUUUUCUCCCUUUACUGUGAUAAGGCGUGAAUGAUGUCCUUAGACAAAGUGUGACCAGUUUAUUGCCGGAUGGGAAUCAAGUGUUAAGCCAAACGUGCUGGAAAAAAAGAAAUUUUAUACAACGAAGUGAAGGAAAAUAAACGAAUAGUGAAGACUUUAUAGGAGUCUUCUUCCGACGGUGUUGAGAAGUGAAGUUCUAUUUAAAAGUGAAUCCACAAAUAGCUGAUCGCAAAAUGAGAUAAUUGUUGUGGUUUUGAAGUGCGAAGUAGACAAUGAAUUUGGACUCGUUGCCAAGACCGGAAACUAUUCACGUUACUGCACCGGGUGCAACGACUCGACCCUCACCUCAAACCAUGCCACAAAGGUCACCUUUUGCAAUUCAGGAACUUCUAGGGCUCGGCAGCGACAGCUCUCGGUCCAGUGGUGUUGUGUCCGCUGUUACACCUUCCCUGUACCAUGGAGUGGGUCAGACGCCGUUUACAGCAGAUCCGCACCAGAUGCAGAUGGCUGCCUCUCGAAUGGCCUACUUCAAUGCUCAUGCAGCAGUUGCCGCAGCCUUUUUACCCCACCAGAUGGCAGCUAGCGCGGCUGGAGGUCCGCUGCAGCUUCAUCCACAAACUACGGCUGGCUUCCCUCACCUCAAAUCUACCUUUGGUUCGGCCUCCAGCCCAUGUUUACCAGGAGGAGUUGACCACAGCAAAGACUUCACGAUAGAGAACAUCAAUGGCUACGGAAAAAAGAAGAAGAAAAAGCGAAGGCACAGUCGGACAAUUUUCACCAGCUACCAGCUAGACGAGCUGGAAAAAGCCUUCAAGGAAGCUCACUACCCGGAUGUGUACGCCCGAGAAAUGCUUUCGCUCAAAACCGACCUGCCCGAGGAUAGGAUACAGGUUUGGUUCCAGAACCGGCGAGCGAAAUGGCGCAAGACUGAGAAGUGCUGGGGCCGAAGUACGAUCAUGGCCGAGUAUGGACUGUACGGGGCCAUGGUGAGACACUCGCUUCCGCUGCCGGAUACUAUCCUCAAGUCGGCCAAAGAGAACGAAAGCGUCGCGCCGUGGCUUCUAGGUAUGGAGAUGAAAAGUAUGCACAAGAAAUCAUUGGAAGCAGCUGAAGCAUUGAAAAGUUCCGAAGAAAAUAGUGACCGGGAGGAAACUCGGACAGAGGCCAGUGACAUAAGCGCUGGAUCUAGCCUAAAUAAUCAUGGACUAUCGCCCAUCAAAUCACCAGGCCUGUAUCCACCAGGAAGUACCAACUGUGGCAGUACAAGUAGUAGCAGUAGUAACCAUUUAAGUUCCAACUCCAACGGAGUUCUCAGCAGUCACCAUGGGGCAGCUUCAGGAAGUGCCCUCUCGCAUCUAUCACCUGGCUCGGCUAGUUCGCCUAUCAACAGCCCGUCGGCUGCAUCGAUAACUCCACCACCACCAGCAUUAUCUGCGGGUUCUUUGGCAGGACGACACCGGACAUCUCCAAUGAUGCAAUCCGGAGGCAUUCUUGGGUCGCACCACACCGCACAUCAUCCUCACCAUCACCAUUCGCAUACAUCGUCGUCGACGUCAUCCGGCAUGAACCCCUCGCAGCAUCACAGUCCCAUUGACAGCAAGGAGUUCAAGCUGACAACCGGUACGACCAGCCCCACGAGUGCUAAUUCCGGACCCACCGGGAGUUCUGCUACUAACAGCUACCAUCCCGAAAACGACCCCGAAGUGUUUAGGUGGGUUGACUACCGCGAUCCUGUCUCCUACAUACGAAACAACUCCAUCGCUUGUCUACGGGCUAAGGCUCAAGAACACCAGGCCCGGCUGCUAAACAGUGGACUCCUGCUUCAGGUUCGAUCGCUGGCGGGCUUACAAAACCCCUUGCACCAUCACCAACAACAACAACAACACCAUCAAAUGCAGCACCAGAAUGCAUCAUCAGCUUCCUCACCGGGCGGCAGCAAUCAUCCGGCGUGUGACACCAACGGCAACAAUUUACUGCUCGCGGCCAACGCAGCCCAACACCAUCAACAGCAGCAGCAACUUCACAACUCCUCGGCGAGCGUCGAAGGCCUAAACUUGGCGGCAAUCGAUCAGCAACGGUCCGAAGCCAACAGCAGCAACGGAUCGGCCAUCUCGAUCAAGUGUCGCAGCAACAGCCCCAAUGUGGCCACCUUUUGACAUUAGAACUUGCUCAUUGCAAGCGGAUAAUGACAAAUUCUGCCUUUUGUGAGUUCUGUAACAUAAUAGGCCUGGUACAAUCUGCGAGAUCAAAUCCCAGUCAUUAGUAGUAGGAAUGCUGUUUGAGUAUAGAAAGAUAAGGCGCAAACUUUUGAUUACUCCUUCAACUAGAGCAGAUUAGAAUAUGGCUUAUGUAUACAAAAAAUAGAUCUCAUAUUUUAUGUUAUGGCUAAGAAAUACAACAUCGAUGAUAGUUUCAGCACAGUUUAAGAAUAACAGAUUUUUCUAUUUUAUGUUUUCUUGUAAAAUUUGUCCGCAUAAUCUUGUACAUUUCUUAUGAAUACAAAACCAGUGCAAUGUGUUGAGUAAAUUGUUUCGUCAGUUGCUAGAAAAAUUUAAGGAAUUGUGUAUAAAGUCAGCAAACAUGACGUCUGUGUUCCUAGCUCAGCAUGUGCAGACAGUGACGUAACCUAACGCAAAAAAAUACAAUAAACACUAAUAAAAAUAAUAAUCAGACUAUGGAGGACUCUUCUACAAGGUUACGUCUCUGAAUGUAGAUUGAUUGACUAUUUUCGAAGAAAAAAUUAAAUGAUAUUUUUAAAUAUGCUCAAAUGAGUUCUGCAGUUAGAUUUAUUCACAUGUUCAAGGUAGCUUCUGAACAGAAAACAAUAACAAUAAUUGGCACUAACAAUCUAAGACAAGCAAAAAAUUCACUUCAAACAACGACAACGGCACAACAAAAUCUAACGAAAAUCGUUAACACAAAAUGUACAUAAGUUCUAUUUCAAUGAACAAAUUUCAUUGUACAGUGUGAUUAUUAUUUAUCGCAUUUAGGUAUACAACAGCGAAAAAAAGCAUCUAACAAAUGUAAUGUAGAGAAGCUUUAAUCAAACAUGCAUCGUACUUAUAGAAAACUAAAUUUGUUCAGAUCAUAAAGAGCGAACAUGAAGAGUAUAGUCUUCUAGUUAAGCAAACGAAUUUAAUAAUAAUUACUCUGAACUUGGCGAAUGUGGAAUGUCCGAGAAAUUUGAGAACGGUUGCCAUGGACCGUGUGAAUUUUAGGAAUGUGUUCAUCGAGUUAUGUCAUGGACGGAAUACUAUGUAAAUACAUUAAACACUGAACAUAUACUCAUGAAAUAUGAAAAUCUUGUAUAGAAAAAAAAAAAAACAUGCGAAACUAAUACAUCUUGACUCAACGUAAAUUACACUAAGAAACAACUAUAUUGUCAUCAAUGUAAUAUU